AAUUUGGUGCUAUUUGUGUAAAUUCUCUGUAAUCGGACCGUAUUGUCGGAUCCAACUUGAACUAACCACGGUCCUGUCCGAUCCGACACGCCAAUUCCUCACUUUGAAUUAAUACGCAGAAUCUCCGAUCAAAAUCUCUAUUUUCUUUGGAGUUAUUUCCUCGACUCUCCCUACUUCUUUUUUUUUUUGGUUGGAUUCAAUCAAUAGAGAGAUGCAGACGUUGGGUGAAUUCAAGCUGCCUCAUUUCUUCAAUUAUCCUCCUUAUUUCACGUUGCAGCCAGUAAGAGACACUAGAGAAAAGCAGAUACAACUCUGGAAGGAGCUAAUACUUGAUUACUGUCGAACUCAAAAAGUAUUUGUGAUUGGAUUGGAUGAAGAUUUCCAACUAUUUAGCAAUCCUACGAUAGAAAGAUCUCUAAGUCAUGAAGCUAGGGAGGCGUUUCUCUCAGCCUUAGUUUCGGAAGGACGUGCAGAAUGGUUGGAUAAAGGUCACAGAAAAUGUCUAAUCCUUUGGCAUCGGAUUCAAGAUUGGGCUGACUUGAUAUUACAUUUCGUGAAGGAAAAUGGCUUGGAGGAUAGCGUAAUGACAGUUGAGGAAAUACGUUCAGGGGUUGAGUCUCGAGGGACAGAGCUUCAUGGAAUGGAUCGAACUAUUUUAAUGCGAGCCCUCAAGCUGCUAGAACACAAGGGGAAGCUUGCUAUCUUUAAGGGAACUUCUGCUGAUGAUGAAGGUGUGAAGUUCUCCAUAUAAAUUGUUCACUUUCACCUAGGAGUGAGAUUAGAUAUAUGCCAUUUUGCUGUUGAAUUGCUUCAUCUGGAUCUGAUGCCUAACGAUUAUUUUAAUCAAUCAUUCCUACUUUAUCUUCCAAUUGUCUUUACAUUUCCUUGAUAAUCCUAUCUGAAUUCUGUCA
Olea europaea var. sylvestris is the source of this 911-nucleotide messenger RNA. RefSeq names its product vacuolar protein sorting-associated protein 25. Gene Ontology annotation, cellular component: ESCRT II complex. Bases 212 to 751 code for a protein of 179 amino acids. The transcript is spliced from 6 exons. Lineage: Eukaryota; Viridiplantae; Streptophyta; Magnoliopsida; Lamiales; Oleaceae. The record is from RefSeq and is a predicted model, not a curated record. Gene Ontology annotation, molecular function: structural molecule activity; protein homodimerization activity. Gene Ontology annotation, biological process: protein transport to vacuole involved in ubiquitin-dependent protein catabolic process via the multivesicular body sorting pathway.